Messenger RNA from Stegastes partitus (bicolor damselfish), 2711 nucleotides. RefSeq names its product myostatin b (gene mstnb). The record is from RefSeq and is a predicted model, not a curated record. Gene Ontology annotation, molecular function: cytokine activity; growth factor activity. NCBI's taxonomy places the organism in Eukaryota, Metazoa, Chordata, Actinopteri, Pomacentridae. Gene Ontology annotation, cellular component: extracellular region. The transcript is spliced from 3 exons. The coding region runs from base 119 to 1249 and encodes 376 amino acids.
UAUCAGUGUGGGACAUUAAUCCAGCCCCAGUUCAGGCGCGCAUCAAGUCCAGCACACAGCAAGGGAUCUUUUUUGUUGUUGUUGUUGUUGAAAAAACAACCUACACACCUUAGAGACAAUGCAUCUGUCUCAUAUUGUGCUGUAUGUUUGCUUGCUGAUUGCUUUGGGUCCAGUUGUUCUGAGUGACCAAGAGACGCACCAGCAGCCCUCCGCCACCAGCCCUGGAGACACGGAGCAGUGCGCUACCUGCGAGGUCCGGCAGCAGAUUAAAACCAUGCGAUUAAACGCGAUCAAAUCUCAAAUUCUGAGCAAACUGCGAAUGAAGGAGGCUCCCAAUAUCAGCAGAGACAUAGUGAAGCAGCUCCUGCCCAAAGCGCCGCCGCUGCAGCAGCUACUCGACCAGUACGACGUGCUGGGCGAUGACAACAAGGAUGUGGUUAUGGAGGAGGACGAUGAGCACGCUACCACGGAGACAAUAAUGAUGAUGGCCACUGAACCCGAGUCCAUCGUUCAGGUGAACGAAGAACCAAAAUGCUGCUUUUUCUCUCUUACUCAAAAGUUUCAAGCCAAUCGCAUCGUCCGGGCGCAGCUCUGGGUGCAUCUGCGCCCGGCGGGCGAGGCGACCACCGUGUUCUUGCAAAUCUCCCGCCUGAUGCCGGUCACAGAUGGGAACAGGCACAUACGAAUCCGCUCCCUGAAGAUCGACGUUAACGCCGGGGUCGGCUCUUGGCAAAGUAUAGACGUCAAACAAGUGUUGAGCGUGUGGCUGCGGCAGCCGGAGACCAACUGGGGCAUCGAGAUUAACGCCUUCGAUUCAAGGGGAAAUGACUUAGCCGUGACCUCCGCAGAGCCAGGAGAGGAAGGACUGCAACCGUUCAUGGAGGUGAAGAUCUCAGAGGGCCCCAAACGUGCCAGGAGAGACUCAGGCCUGGACUGCGACGAGAACUCUCCAGAGUCCCGGUGCUGCCGCUAUCCACUCACAGUGGACUUUGAAGACUUUGGCUGGGACUGGAUUAUUGCCCCAAAGCGCUACAAGGCCAACUAUUGCUCCGGGGAGUGUGAGUACAUGCACCUGCAGAAGUACCCGCACACCCACCUGGUGAACAAGGCCAACCCCAGAGGGACUGCAGGUCCCUGCUGUACCCCCACCAAGAUGUCACCCAUCAACAUGCUCUACUUUAACCGCAAAGAGCAAAUCAUCUACGGCAAGAUCCCGUCCAUGGUGGUGGAUCGCUGUGGAUGCUCUUGAGUUGGAAACGGUGGCCCUGACAAGAGAGAGAGAGAGUGAGAGAGAGAGAGAGAGAGAGAGAGAGAGAGAGAGAGAGAGAGAGAGAGAAGGAUGGAGGGGCUGAGGCUCAGUCCGGCCCCCAACUUCAGACUAUUUGACACAACCAAUCCACCAGUUCCAGUGCUUUCCUGCAGAACACGGUGCAAUAGAACCAGAGUAGAGGCCACAAGCAGCCUGACCUCCACACAGGGCAGCGCUUUCACUAUCGGCAUAGCUCUCACUUUUCUUUCCUCCAGUAAAAUCUUAGCCAUAGAGGCUUGAAGCCAGACAGAUGCAGGAACACAACUAUGUGCACACACACACACGAAAACACACACACACACACACACACACACAUACACACAUGCUGGACCUUUGAGUGAAUGUAGACAGAAACAAUCAAAAUUAUCCGAAAACAUCUUCUUUUUUUUCCUCUCAGUGCUCUGUCCAUUUAUACAAACGUGCCGCCUGAUUAUACUCGUACACCAUCUACUCCACUACACUCCACUCGUAGCCAACAUACAAGCUAUUACACUUUUUUUUUUUUUGCAAAGCUCUGUGUUUGUGAUAAUCAUUUUUGAGUUAUGUUUUCAGAGUGAAACCAGGAAUCCUCAAGGACUUUUUGAAAGGGCUUUGGGGGAAAAAAAAACACAGCUGGAGACUCUUUAGAGUGAUAUUUCACACUGGUAGAACACAUUUUUAGAACAUGAAUGUUUAUAGGAGUCAAUAAAAACGCUGAAAUUUGACAGUAUGAUAAAAACAAUUAGUCAUCCCUAAUACUUCACUGCCCAUUCACAACUGCAACAUUUCAGUUUUGAUGAUGUUGUUUUGCAUUAACAAUGUAAAACACUUGGGAAUAACAUCCUAAGUGAUCAAGCACUCCUGAGAUACGCAAAAAAAUGUUCCACCAGGGUGAAGUAGCACGACAGGUCUUGACAGAUCUUCAUGUACUCUGCCAUACAUACAACGCAGCAACAGAAGCGACUGACGGGCGUCCUUGCUCGGUCGUAAUCAUCACUAUCCUUCGAAACAGCCUGACCUGCCCGAUACACUUGAAUUAUUCUGAUUGUAAAUUCACAUUACUGGACAGAAGGACUUGAACUGAAGGCACAGUGAAUGCAGCCUACAAAUGAAAAUGUGUUUAAGACAGAAAAGGAAUUGUCGAGAUGUAUGAAUGUUGACAUCGUGCUUUAACUCUGUCUUACAAACAACACAGUUUGCACUAUGGCACACCAAUAGAAAGAAUUGGUUGCUACAAAAGUUGUAAAAACUGAUUUUGAUAUGUUUGCUAAUUUGUAUUGUAUACAUAUGCCAUUGUUUCCAUUAGGAGUUGCCUUUCUAAACCACUGUUGGUAAAUGUAUAUAACCACAAUCUAGCAAGAUAAAAGAUGUAAUACAGCAACUCUAUAUACUUGUUUUAACAAAUAAAGUUUCUAGCUUGUUU